GCGUUUUGUCCAAAUGGUUUUUGGUUUACGGGUUUUUUGCGUAUUGGGGGUCAUUUUGCUAUUACAAAAAUGUCGGCACCUACAUCCCUCCAUCUCUACACGCAUCUCCAACCCCCAUCACGCACAGAAGACCAAUGGACACGAACCCUUUUUAGCCGGUCAACAGCCUACAUGGCCCACCAAACCCCUUCGUCACCAUCCCCCCCUCUUCCCACACCGACACCAAGCACACCACCUUCACCACCUGCGAAAUGGACUGCAUUGCCUACGAGUCUUCAACGACCGCUUUCGAGGGAAGAGUUUAUGAAAGUUCUUUCGGAGCAUGUUUCGAGGAAACGGUCUUUGGAGGAUGGGGAACGGGAGGAAGGGUUGGAGAAGCGGUUAAAGGUGUUGAGUGAGCGGGUUGUUACAGAAACGACUACUCUUCUUACCACCCACACCCAAACCCUAACAACCCUCCUCGAAUCCCAUAAAACAAGCCUAGACACAACCCGCGAACAAACCAAAACUCUCACAACCCUCCUGCAAUCCGAGAAAACCCUACACUCGUCACUCGUCUCCCAAAACGAUACACUAGCAACAUUGUCCAAUCGAUUAAAUACCUUGCAAGCCAAACUCUCUACCCUACCCAACACCCCGCAUGACGAUCAUGAUGAUGAUGAUGAAUCGACACUUCCGGACCGGUUACAACAGACAAAUGAGCGGAUAUCGCAGUUGAUGCGGAUUCGAGAUGAUGUACUUCGAGACCGGAUGCAACGGGAAGCUAAAUGUAGGCAGGUCCUUGAAGCGUGUGUGGGCGGGUGGGAAUGGAGUGAGGAGGGUGUGAAUGAGGUUUUAGAGUGUCUGGAGGUAGAUUAGAUAUUUUUUAUGGGGGUUUUUUUUUGUUGGAAUAGAGUGGGUUGAUGCACUCCA
Molecule: messenger RNA, 912 nt
Organism: Spizellomyces punctatus DAOM BR117
Lineage: Eukaryota; Fungi; Chytridiomycota; Chytridiomycetes; Spizellomycetales; Spizellomycetaceae
Exons: 2
Coding region: 70-858 (262 amino acids)
Source: RefSeq, a predicted model, not a curated record